Messenger RNA from Alternaria infectoria, 1314 nucleotides. RefSeq lists its product as uncharacterized. Bases 1 to 1314 code for a protein of 437 amino acids. The record is from RefSeq and is a predicted model, not a curated record. NCBI's taxonomy places the organism in Eukaryota, Fungi, Ascomycota, Dothideomycetes, Pleosporales, Pleosporaceae. The transcript is spliced from 3 exons.
AUGUCAUCAUCCGAAUGGCUAUCCGAGCGCGUCUUGCCUGACGGCUCCGUUGAACCAGUGGGGCUCGGUGUCCAGUGUAACUUCAACGGUGAGCUCAUUUGCAGGCCGAAAUGCAUCGCCUCCCCUAUACGACGCGAAAGGGCAGUGGAGGCAGCAAUCACAGCAAGAAAAUCAUGUCGCGCACUGACCAACAAGAUUCACGCUUCAUUACCCCUGGAGCUCCGCAACACGGUAUAUGCGUAUAUCGUCGGGCCGAACGCUCAACCCUGUGAGCUGACGGGCAAGCGUCAUGUAUACGGCAGCAAAGUACGCAUCGGAAAAUAUAACUCAGAGGACUGGUCGAAAUGGGACGAAAAACUACAUGUGCAGCCCAAAUCCUGGGCCAUGGACCCGGCAUACUUUGGAGUGCAGGUCGCGCAAGAACUCGCCGAAGCUUACUAUUCAACGAACACUUUCUACAUCACGUCGGAUGAGGAGAUGAUCAAGCUGUUCAAAGCCGACCCUUUCCAGAUGGGUACAAAGCCAUAUGAGUUAAUCCGCAAGUUCACGCUUGCACUUAACUUCUACGAGACGAACCUAGAGAGCGGAGAUGAACUAAUGGCUAUGUACAAUAACCUCCAGUCGCUCCAGCUAUUACCUACAAAGCGAAACCACGAGAUCUGCAUUCGUCUUGAAACAUCUUUCCACGCGUGGGGAAACAAGCCAUAUCCUUAUUCAAUGGAGGACAGGCGAGUCAUGCUCAACAUCCUCGAGGUGCUACGACAACCCGUGUACGACCUCAUACAUAGAGGCAAAGCGAUUCGAAUCUUCCAAGCAAAUCUCGACCACAUGAAGGACCCGAGUUGGAGGCAGGUCAGUGAUGUCUCUGUAAGAUACCUGAUCAAUCCCAAGAGAGGACGGGGAAGGUGGUGGCCUAGGGGUCAACUAUUCGGUAUGACGGAGGAGGAGUGGCGCAAGGAGAAAGAAGAAGCCAGUAACGCAGAUCCAACACAGCAUUUCAUCUUUCGUCCGCGUGCUGCGGAGGACGAGCAAGAAGUAGACAACGCAGACAACGCAGACGACGUAGACGACGACGAAAAUGACGACUUUAUCGAAGAAGCCCUCAUGCCAUACUUUCUCGGUUACGAAUUCAAGCGACACCCCACACUCGACGACGAAACCACGGUCAAAGUGCGCGAAGCCUUCAGAACGCGGUGGAACGACCAAGAUGCUCUGACCGGAUUUGUUUACAGCAUGGACCAUAAGCACAACAGAGACUUUGAAGGGCCGUAUGGAUGGGAGAACAGAUUCUGUAAUCGACGACGAGCCCCCUAG